AUGAACCGUUGUGGUGCACGCGCCUCUCUUGGACUCUGCCGCCAGCGCUUGGCCUCCUCGCCCACUGCUGCCGCGCGGCUCUACUCGUCGGCCACGGUGAAGAUAGAGAAGACGGGCGAGCCGGUGAAAGUGGCCCUCAUCCCUUCAGAUGGCGUCGGCAAGGAGGUAGUGCCCGAAGCCCGCCGAGUGCUUGAGGCCGUUGAGCCUCAUCUGCCCUUCGCAUUCUCGUGGGAAACGAUCGAGGGCUUGAAGGGCUGCGACGGCGCGCUCUUCGGUGCGGUGUCGUCGCCCUCGCACAAGGUCGAAGGCUACUCGAGCCCCAUCAUCGGCAUGCGCAAGGCGCUCGACCUCUACGCCAACCUCCGGCCCGUCAUCUCCGCUCCUAUCAAGCCUCGACUGAACCUCUUGACACACUGCGAGCAGACCAGCCGACCGGACAUCGACAUGUUGAUCGUGCGCGAGAACACCGAGUGCCUGUACGUGAAGAAGGAGCGGAUGGAGAACGGACCCCAGGGCCGAGUCGCCAUCGCCGACCGCGUCAUCAGCGAGUAUGCCUCCACCAGGAUCGCCCAGAUGGCCUUCUCGCAAGCGGAAAGGCGAGCGGCGGUGAGGGCCGGCAGCAAGCGACCUGCGCGUGUGACGGUCGUUCACAAGUCCAACGUCCUGUCGGUCACUGACGCUGAGACGAUCUUCCGCCACACUGUAGGUCUUUUCCGCGAGUGCGCUCUCGAGGUGGCCAAGAAGUACCCGCACAUCGAGGUCGAGGAGCAGCUCGUCGACUCCAUGGUGUACAAGAUGAUUCUCGAUCCUCAGCGCUAUGACGUCGUGGUGGCGCCCAACCUCUACGGUGACAUCCUCUCCGACGCCGCUGCUGCUCUCGUCGGCGGUCUGGGUCUGGCCCCGAGCGCCAACGUGAGCGACAGCUUUGCGCUCUGCGAGCCCGUGCACGGGUCCGCCCCGGACAUCGCCGGCAAGGGCAUCGUCAACCCGCUGGCCACCAUCCGAGCCGCCGCGCUCCUGCUCCGCCACCUCCGCGGACCCCACGCCGACGCCGCCGCGCAGAUGGGCGACGUCAUCGAGGAGGCCGUCAACCGCGCCCUCGCCGCCGGCCCCCUCACUCCCGACAUGGGCGGCAAGGCGAGCACCACGCAGGUGACCGACGCCGUGAUCGAGCACCUCAAGAGCCUCCUGCUCAACAAGCAUUGA
Molecule: messenger RNA, 1206 nt
Organism: Acanthamoeba castellanii str. Neff
Lineage: Eukaryota; Discosea; Longamoebia; Acanthamoebidae
Product: isocitrate dehydrogenase LysB, putative
Exons: 8
Coding region: 1-1206 (401 amino acids)
Biological process (GO): tricarboxylic acid cycle; isocitrate metabolic process
Cellular component (GO): mitochondrion
Molecular function (GO): magnesium ion binding; isocitrate dehydrogenase (NAD+) activity; NAD binding
Source: RefSeq, a predicted model, not a curated record